GAUUGAAAACACCUAGUUAUAUACUUUCAUUCUCAAAGAAAAGUUUUUUUUCUGUGGAUAUUACGAGUAAAAUAUAAAACAAUCAACUAUUUAUUGUGAACAACAGGAUAACGUACAAUAUAUGUUUUUUAAUACCACACGCUAAGAAGAAAACUUAAUUUAGCGCAAGAAGAAAGGUUAAAGUAAAGAAGACCACAACCAACCCCCUACUUGGUAAACAACACUUUUCUUAACACACCGUCAAGCGACCGAUCCAAGAUGCUAAUAAAUAAUACAGAAGCAUUAAAAAGUUGGCUGGUAGUAAUUCUUGAACCACUAUGUGAUGCUGACUCUUCUGCUUUAGCACGUUAUGUGUUGGCUCUACUGAAAAAGGAUAAGCCAGAAAAAGAGCUUAAACGGGUUAUGAUUGAACAAUUGGAUGUAUUUUUGGCUGAAGAAACUAAGCCUUUUGUGGAGCGCCUUUUUGAGGCCAUAAAUAGUGAAGAAUAUCUGAAAACACCCCCGCCAACUGCCAAUCUAAAGUCAGCGACGGACAAUGAAGACGAGGAGACCUCCACCACAGCUGAAAAAUCUGCCAUACCUUCUUUAGCUGCCAGCGAAACUUCCUCGUUAUCAACGCUGCCGACGUCAUCAACAUUAAAUAUUACAAAUGUGAUAAAACAAAAUGAAAGCGAAACAAUCACUAGUGUUACCGCCAAAAUAGCUGAUAGUUCUGCUCCAGCCACCUCAUAUACCGCAGAAAGAAUUAAUACACCACCUAUUGAAGAAAGUAAAACCAAAGACAUCCACAAUGCGACGGAACGUACCUCAGCACCAUCGACAUCGUCAUCAACUCACUCCCACUAUCAGUCGUCAUCGUCCUCCCAUUAUCAUCAGCAGCAACAGCCACAGCAUUCUAGUGGACAUCAUCAUCAUAACUCAUCGUCAUCCAAUCGUAAUGACAUACAUACAUACGGUGGUACAGGUGGUAGUGGCACUGCAGGUGGCAGUACAUUAAAUUUUAAUAAUGAUCGUCAUCAUCAUCAUCAUCGAAGUGCCAGCCCUCCAGCCGCUCGUCUAAAUCCUGCCGACAAAGAAAAUCAACCUCGAGAAAGUCGCAGAAGGCGAGCUUCACUUCGUUCUCGUUCAAGGUCACGUUCGCGUUCAAGGUCAAAUGAACGUUUUUCCAGACGCUCAAGAUCCCGCGAUCGUCGUAUGAAUGAUCGGGAGAAAGCCCAAAGACAAUUCCGUAAUAAAUCACCGCCUAGUGGAGAUAAUCGACAUGACCGUCGACGUGGCGGAGGUAACGACAGACGUCGCAUGAUGAUGAACAACAUGGGUGUAGGGGGUGGAAUGGGAGUUGGAGCUGUUGAUGAUCGUUCGCCGCGAUUUGGCGGAGAUCGUCGCAGCAGCGGUGGUGGCAUGAAUGAAGGUAGUAGUGGUAUUGGCAGACGCUCUAUAAAUCACUCAUCAAACUCACCGCGGAGUCGUUCGCCUUCGCUGGAACGAAGCGGCAGAAGUGGAAAGCAAUCUCCAACUUUGGGACGUUCUCAAAUUCGUAGUGGUAAUGGUAACGGUAACGGCAGUGGUGUUGGCCCUACGUCACCAGAGCUGCGUCACCAUCAUGAUGGUGAAAAAAGACAGAGGUGUCGUGACUUUGAUGAAAAGGGCUAUUGCGUAAGAGGAGAGACGUGCCCAUGGGAUCAUGGUGUUAAUCCUGUAGUUUUCGAAGGUUUGAACAAUUCGGCAUUGAUAAGCAUGUCAUUGCGUGAAUAUAAUCCAGAUGCACCAGAUCUUUGGUCUCGUUCUACACCAGCUGCCGGUGCUAUAGUAAGCGGUGGCACACCUGGAACCAUGAUGAGCGGCUCGACCGCUGCCGGAAUAAACCCAUUUACUGGUGCUGCUCGUCCUGGUGCAGUAUUAAUGAGCGGUCCAUCUGGUCCUGUUGGUUUUCCCCAUGUGCCUGGCACAGACAAAAAUAGCAAUGGUGCGAGCUCACUGACAGCUGCAGAAUAUGCUCGUACUGCUGCUGCCGCCGCAGCUGCUGGAGCCGGUUUCCGAGCAGCUACACCAAUGAUGCCCUUUCCGUUUAAUCCUGCCGCAGUCACUACACCUUUGCAGCGUGAACUUAUCCCUAUUCCCGUAGUAGAUGCGAGUGGAGGCGUUUCAGUUACAGCUGCAGCAGGUGGUGAUGUGAGCGCUGCAUUACAAGCUCAAAGCAAAAGGCGGUUCGAACUUGAAGACUCUGUUGCCAUAGCCGAUGGCCCUACAAAACGCAAAAUACCAGCUCACAGCCGGCUGGGUCCGCGGGUGCCAAGUUUGCAAAAUUGUUCCCUUGAGUUGCGAAAAAUUCCGCGUGGUUUAAACACAAUUGCUCAUCUCAACAAUCACUUUGCUAAAUUUGGUAAAAUUGUUAAUAUUCAAAUUUCCUAUGAUGGUGAUCCAGAAGCCGCUAUUAUUACAUUUUCCACACAUGCAGAGGCAAAUGUUGCAUACCGGAGUACUGAAGCUGUACUAAACAAUCGCUUCAUUAAAGUCUUUUGGCAUACUUCCGAUUCCACAACGGCUGGCGAUGUGAAUACAAUGGUAACACAACAGCAAGGAGUACGCAAAAAUAGUCAAUACCACUUGAACAAUAUACCAGCAGUACCUACACCAACAGCUGAUUCAGCAAAAAUUGCAAACACUAGUCAACCGCAAUCCCAAGCCGGAACAAAUUCCAUUACCAGCACAACACAAGACACCACAACGACUACGAAUACAAACUCUGCAUCUACAACUACUCCAACCACAACAGUGGCAGCUAGCCACGUGCCUCCACCUUCAUUACGCUUGAAGAAUAACAUACCACCAAGGACUCCAACAGCAGCUGUAAAUAAUGCCAUGUUCCGUAAAAAACAGGAAGAACAGGUGAAGGCCGUUGCACAAUUGGCAAACGGUUUGCGCAAACGCAAACAAGAACUACUGCAAAGCUACGUGAAGCAAAUGAAGUCUGCUUUGGAAAUCGUUGAGCGCUGCGAACCUAGUGACCCACAAAGAGCCAAAACACUAGAAACCAUUAAAGUGCUUCAAGAAACCAUUGAUAAGCUACGCAAGGAAAUUGCAGCCGAACAGGAACAAAUACAGGCACAAAUACAAAAUCAGCAACCUCCAACUCCAAUUAAGAAAUCCAAGGAGCAACAGAAGAAAGAACUUCUCGACAUUGAACUGGAAUUAUUUGCCCAACAACAAGAGGGCAAUGACACCACUGCCAUACAAAAGCGUUUAGAAGAAUUGCAACGCAGCAUAGGCAUAGUACCAGGAACAGCUGCAAGUGUUGUCAUCGGUGGAUCUCCAGGAAUCGGGAAGUCACCGCACUAUAUACCAGGUGGUCGACCACCUCCCAGAGGUAGAGCCUCCUACCCUGAAGGGUCUACACGCGUUGAUCGUCGACCUAAAACAAUUGUUGUCACAGGUUUUACAAGUGAAGAAGCUGAUUUUGUGCUCGGUCAUUUUAAGCAUUUUGGUGAGAUUACAAAACACGAUAUGGAUUUGGAAAAGCCUCAGUUAAUACUGUCUUACGCUACUCGAAACAAUGCCGAACAAGCUGUAUUGCGUGGAAAAGUCUUCAAAGAUACUCGCCUGCAAAUUUCUUGGGCCCCAGUGGUUACCACGCCCUCAAUAGCCCCUACUGCGGGAAAUAAAAACAUCACAAGCCAACAUAAUGACGUCAAAACCAGUGGUACGGAUGCAAACAAAAAUCAGCCUCAGGAGGCAACCACCGCUAUUUCAUCGCCUAAUCCCAGCCAAACAAAUAGUGAAACAGAUGCUAAUAAUACCGACACAUUACCCGAACUGAGACUCGAAGAUGAAGAGGAAGAUGAGGAAUCCGAAGAUCGUUCUUGGCGUCGUUGAUUUUCGUACGAAAUAAAGUGGCGGUAUUCACAAUCUCAUCAACAAAGCAGCAGCCAUACCAACCGUAAUAAUCAGAGUCUGAGAUGUAGAGUCUAAUCCUAUACAUAAAUUUAGAAGCAAUCCGUUUUGUUGGAGAUGUGCUCGUAUUUGUUUUGGGCAGAAUGGCACCACUGAAAGUCUACGCCAUAGAACGGAUGGUGAAGCUAGUGAGAAGUGUGAGAGUUGAUUAUUGUUGUUAUUUAAUAGCACAUAUUUUGUAGUCGAAUAAGAACUUUUUGUAUACUAGAUGAAAAUAAGAGGGAAAACAUCCUUAAUUAAUAUUUAAUCCUAAGCAAAAUGAAGAGGAUUUUAUCUUCUGAUAUGAGAACACAAAUGAUAAAAACGAGCAAAAACAUCUAAUUCGCUUGUUCUCUGGUAAAGCCCUGUAAUGAAAAACGAAACAUUUUUCUACGAAAAAUUCUAUGUGAAUGAUAAUUUUAAACUAAAAAUUUAGAAAAAAAUCAACGUGAAUAUUGAAAAAUUUUCAAAUUUCUUGCAAACUUGUACAGUUACUACAAAAAAUAGCGAAAAUAAUAGUGUUAAGCAUAAAGCCAGCCUAUUUAUUUUUCAAAAAAACAUCGGAUCAUGUAAUGAUACUCAAACAUUCUGGUGUAUUCUGCGAUUCACUUUUCCGCCAAAUCAAUUUGUUAUUAUCACGCAAAGUCUGGUUUAACUAAGAAAUUUCAUGAUGAAAAUUUGGGAAUUUUUGAAACAGGGGAAAAGUGAAACCCAGAACACAGGAUUAUAGUUUGAUGUAUAAACAAAUUCCUUCAUUCAAUUGCUAGGGUUAGAAACCUGUUUUUUGUUUUUUUUCUCAAUAUUCUUCCUAUACAAAUUAUUUGUAUUCUCUAUUUCAUGCUAUUUUUUUUUUCUUUUAAGAUUUUAAACAAGUUGUUUAGUUACACACCGUUUUUAUGUUGAAUUAUUUUACAAAUUUUAUAUUAAUUGAAUAUAUUUUAUUAAUAAUACAACUACAAUACUAAUAAUUAUAAUUAUACAGAUAUGAAAAAAACCUAAGUAAUUUUUUCUUAAAAUGAGAAAAAUACCAUAAAAAAAGAAAAGAAAGAGAAAAAUGAAAAAGAAAAAGUAAUCUAAAUAAAAUACCAACAUCAAAAACAGAAGUAUAUAUGAAGGGAAUAAAAAAAGAUAUAUAUCACUCUAACAUUGAGUAAAAUCUGAACUUGAUAAAUAAAUGAAUCUAUAUAGAUUAUUUGCUAUUACAUUUCUCAUAAA
This is a messenger RNA of Stomoxys calcitrans (stable fly), 5145 nucleotides long. It is a transcript of the gene swm, whose product is annotated as zinc finger protein swm. Bases 259 to 3873 code for a protein of 1204 amino acids. NCBI's taxonomy places the organism in Eukaryota, Metazoa, Arthropoda, Insecta, Diptera, Muscidae. Gene Ontology annotation, biological process: mRNA processing. Gene Ontology annotation, cellular component: nucleus. Gene Ontology annotation, molecular function: RNA binding; metal ion binding. The transcript is spliced from 5 exons. The record is from RefSeq and is a predicted model, not a curated record.